GGAUCCAAUCUUGAACGGUGCUACCUGUUGACAGCAACUAUCGCUUCGUUCACCUGGCAUAGUGUCGCGCCUCACAUCAUAAUCGACAUUGACAGCACAGCAGUUGUUGUCGGCGCAGACCUAAAAUUGGAUUCAGCUCCUGAGAUUCAACUGCAGACGAGCGGAGCCCCUCACAGUAAACAAGCCCAAGUUACGUCAAGGGCUCGAUCGGAUACUUUCACUGAAGUUGGGGUUUUGGCGGGCUGCAGUUUGCGCGAUGGGACCAUGGAUGCUAGGACUAACUUUUCUCUGCUGGGCUUCGAUGUAUCAUACCGCAAGUGCUUCUGAAACAGCAGAAUCCUGCCCAAUGACGGUCUACUCACACCCUGAUUAUGACUGCAAACGUUUCACUUGUGAGGCGGACUGGCCAUCCGAGUCCCACAACUACGAGGGACCAAGUUUCGAUAGCCUUCGAUACCUCCUCCAACCCCGAAGUAUUCUUGCUACCAAUAAAGCCUUAGUGGUCUCCCACAACGAUACCGAUGGGACUUUCAUGACAUCUCUCACGUCUCUUGGUGAUGGUGACCAUGGGAGCUUUGCGGAAUGGCAGGCAGCACACAGUAAGAGGGGUCUAUCCAACACCCCUCUCACGCGCCCGCGACGUCGGGAUCCAAACCAGCAAUGUUGCGUGCCUACAUGGGAGUGCUGGGCAUUUUUGCAGUACCAGGUCAGCGGUCCUUCCGGGUUGCAGAACCUCACCGACUGGAAGAAAACUAUGUGUUGCAUAGUGGAAUUUAUGACGCCAAAGCCUUUCUGCCAGAACCCGCCGGCAGCGUGGCCACUUACUUGUCUGGAGCCACCUACUUGCAGCUACAAUUGAGAAAGUCUGACCCACUAUUGCUCUUCAGUCAGAUAUUGUACGCUCUGCCUCUCUUGGUUACUGCAUUGUUACGUGUACCAACCAA
This is a messenger RNA of Exophiala viscosa, 944 nucleotides long. RefSeq lists its product as uncharacterized. The record is from RefSeq and is a predicted model, not a curated record. The transcript has a single exon. NCBI's taxonomy places the organism in Eukaryota, Fungi, Ascomycota, Eurotiomycetes, Chaetothyriales, Herpotrichiellaceae. Bases 257 to 859 code for a protein of 200 amino acids.